AUGCCGGCACCUGAGCCCUCCCUCUUACCUGGCCAGAGUCCGCCCUUCUUUACAGUGACUCCGACGGAUCAAGCAGGAGUGAUUGUCAAUGUGGCCGCCAUCUGCCUGAUACUCGCCGCCAUCUCGAUGGGGAUUCGAGCGUACGUCCGCUUCGUAAUCGUCCAACAACGCAUCGCAUGGGACGACUCCGCUGUACUUCUGGCCCUCCUGCUCUUCCUCAUCCAGACCGCUUUGGUCUUUCAAGAGACCCGCGAUGGACUCGGCAAAACGGUCCGUCGGCUCACGCGUAAUCAGAUUUUGACAAUACAAGAGUAUCUCUACGCUGACGACUUCUUCUUCCUGCUGUCAGUCUGGACGACGAAAGUCGCGUUUGCUCUGCUAUUCUAUCGAACCUCGCCUAAGAGCAGCUUCCAACGGGCUACCAAAGGAGUCUGCGGUUUCAUUGUCCUCACAGGAGUCGUAUCAAUACUUCUCAUCACUCUCCGAUGCGACCUCUCGCAACCAUGGAUAUGGUUCACUUCGAGCGGAACAACCUGCGAAGAUCUGACCACGAGAUGGCAAGCGAUCAGUGCGCUCGACAUUGCUACUGAAAGCCUCCUAUCCGCAUUGUCUCUAUACCUGGUCUGGGACCUACAAAUGUCUUUUUCGAGGAAGUCGUUGGUCGUCUUCGCCUUCAGCCUGCGCCUGGCUAUCAUAGCGCCAAUAGUCUGCCAUCUACACUACCUAACCGUUGCAACCAGAUCGGACGAUGUCAGCCUCAAGGCAACGUCUUUCGUUCUGUGCAAACAAGUCGAGCUAGCCUAUUCAGUCAUUGCUGCCAACAUCCCAGUCCUGCGACCUUUCAUCAUCGCAACAGCGACCAACUACGGCGGUUUAGCCGAAGGCCCCAAGGGCCACUCGGGAAGUAACCACGAGCUUCAAACGUUCGGCUCCAAAACCAUCAGUCGACGAACGAAGUCCAACAACAACUCCAACAAUCGCUCGAGAAUCGACGACGACGAGACGAUGCUCAACGCCGGGCCCACGCAUACAAAGAUCUCGUCUUCGGGGAAGCAAGAUGCAACGAGCGUGGGAAGCAAUGAUAGUGAGCGCAUGAUUAUACGGAAGGAUGUACAAUACUCGGUAGCCUACAAUCGAGGCAGGUCGGAGAGUGGGAUGCAUAGUAGGGAGAGCGAGGAGGACUGCUCUGGAGCUUGGUGA
Saxophila tyrrhenica is the source of this 1200-nucleotide messenger RNA. RefSeq lists its product as uncharacterized. Bases 1 to 1200 code for a protein of 399 amino acids. Lineage: Eukaryota; Fungi; Ascomycota; Dothideomycetes; Mycosphaerellales; Extremaceae. The record is from RefSeq and is a predicted model, not a curated record. The transcript has 2 exons.